GUGGCCCGCCCCUGAUCAGGCUCCGUCCCCCUCGCGCCACCGCCUCAUCUGGCUCCGUCCCCUGCUCCACUUGCACGUCUCCCAGGCGCCGCCCCGUCUCCGCUCCGCCCCGCGCCCGCAGCCCCUUCCAUCAUCGCAGUUACAGGGCCUGGGCGUCUCGGCGCGCUCCCGCAGGAUGGUGACUGCUAAGGCAUGGGUUCUGAAGAAGCAUUUUGAGGGUCCCCCCAAAAACAGCGACUUUGAUCUGAAAAAGAUAGAGCUGCCAAAUCUGAAGGAUGGAGAGUUGCUGCUUGAAUCAGUGUUUCUCAGUGUUGAUCCUUACAUGAGACCUUACAGUCGAACACGCAUGAAGGAAGGAGACAUAAUGAUAGGCACACAGGUUGCCAGGAUUGUAGAAAGCAAGAAUCCUGCUUUCACAGUAGGGACCUUUGUUGUGGCUGGAAGUGGAUGGAGAACUCAUUUCAUCUCUGAUGGGAAAGACCUGCAACUCCUUCCUUCUAGCUGGCCAGAAUCACUCCCCAAAUCUCUGGCUCUGGGGACAGUUGGCAUGCCGGGCCUCAGUGCGUAUUUCGGUCUGCUGGAGGUCUGCAAGAUGAAGCCAGGAGAGACAGUGCUAGUUAAUGCUGCAGCUGGUGCUGUGGGCUCUGUGGUGGGCCAGCUUGCUAAAAUCGGAGGCUGCAAAGUGGUUGGCUGUGCUGGCUCAGAUGACAAGGUUGCCUAUCUGAAAAAAAUAGGCUUUGAUGAAGUCUUUAAUUACAAGACUGUUACAUCUUUGGAUGAAGCACUGCGUAAAGCCUCUCCUGAUGGCUAUGACUGUUUCUUCGACAAUGUGGGUGGAGAGUUUGCCAGUAUUGCUAUUAACCAGAUGAAGCAAUAUGGGAGGAUUGCAGUCUGUGGAGCCAUCUCUCAGUACAAUGACUCUCUGUCUCAGAAAGGGCCUUAUGUGCAGGUUCCAAUGAUCUUCAAAGAACUUCAAAUGGAAGGGUUUCUUGUGUCCCGCUGGGAUAACCGCAGGGAGGAAGGUCUGAAGGCACUGCUAAAAUGGGUCAUGGAGGGAAAACUGAAGUACCAUGAACAAGUCACUGAAGGAUUUGAGAACAUGCCAGGGGCUUUCAUUGGAAUGUUAAGGGGAGAAAAUAUUGGAAAAGCCAUCGUAAAAGUUUGAAGGCCACGUAUUCAUGGAAGACUGGUACAGGAGAAUGUGAUUCUGUUAAGUGCUUUUAAUUCACUGGCUGAAAGGCAUGUUUCAGCCUAUUUUCUGGAUACUUGGUGAUGAUAAUUUCUGUUAAUAAUUAGGCUAAUAAGUAUGUGCUGGUACCGCUCUUUGCUCUUGAAGAAACUGAGAAUUGCUUCUCAAAGAUACAUUUGAAAAAGUGCCUUAAAACUGCUGAACUGUAACAUUUAAUAGUAGCUUGAACUUUUCUACAAGUUUGCUUAUAGAAAGGAAAAGCAAUUCCAAAAGUUUUGCUAGCUGACGAUGUGUCUGAUAAUGUUAACCCAUUGAUUUGGCCCAGAACUCAGCAAGAUGGACGUUUUUUAAACACCAUCAAGGAGCAGAGAACAGGCUAACAGCAUCUAGGGCUUCCCCGCUGCUUAUUUUAAUUUUUUAUUUUUUUUACUACUUUCAGCAGGAAAUGUAGAUACCUCAGUUAUUCUAGGAUUAUGGAAAGAAAAAAAUAAAUCUGUUAAUGAAUAUUC
This is a messenger RNA of Cuculus canorus (common cuckoo), 1698 nucleotides long. RefSeq names its product prostaglandin reductase 1 (gene PTGR1). The coding region runs from base 176 to 1165 and encodes 329 amino acids. The record is from RefSeq and is a predicted model, not a curated record. Gene Ontology annotation, biological process: prostaglandin metabolic process. Gene Ontology annotation, cellular component: cytoplasm. The transcript is spliced from 10 exons. Gene Ontology annotation, molecular function: 15-oxoprostaglandin 13-reductase [NAD(P)+] activity; 2-alkenal reductase [NAD(P)H] activity. NCBI's taxonomy places the organism in Eukaryota, Metazoa, Chordata, Aves, Cuculiformes, Cuculidae.